AUGACUUCCCUCGCGAAGAGAGCAAUUCCAGUCAUCCGGACUUUACCAAACGUAUUCUUCAAACCGAUAUCUUUUUCACCACCCUUCAGAAUGUGUGAACGACAUCAAACAGAGAUGACGUACAAAAACUCUACUGCGACACCAAAACACAAGGUCACAAAGUGGAUUCCAGUCCCUUGUGCAACGAACUGCGGCAAUUGGCUUGAUAAAGAGAACAUGGGUAGCUCAACCAACAAAACACCGGGCACGAUCUGUCCUAAGUGUUGA
Messenger RNA from Ascochyta rabiei, 267 nucleotides. RefSeq lists its product as uncharacterized. Bases 1 to 267 code for a protein of 88 amino acids. The record is from RefSeq and is a predicted model, not a curated record. NCBI's taxonomy places the organism in Eukaryota, Fungi, Ascomycota, Dothideomycetes, Pleosporales, Didymellaceae. The transcript has 2 exons.